Molecule: messenger RNA, 13167 nt
Organism: Diceros bicornis minor
Lineage: Eukaryota; Metazoa; Chordata; Mammalia; Perissodactyla; Rhinocerotidae
Gene: CELSR3
Product: cadherin EGF LAG seven-pass G-type receptor 3
Biological process (GO): G protein-coupled receptor signaling pathway; transmembrane transport; homophilic cell-cell adhesion
Cellular component (GO): plasma membrane
Molecular function (GO): calcium ion binding; G protein-coupled receptor activity; secondary active sulfate transmembrane transporter activity
Source: RefSeq, a predicted model, not a curated record
UCUGGCUAUCCUGGAACCCGCGGAGUCCCCUCCCCCGCAGACAAUGAGUCCGCCGUGGGGGGCGGGGCCUCCCAUUGUGCCAAUAGAAAGGGUGACUUUUUGAUUGGAACGCUAUGCACUCCUCCCCCGCUCCUCUUCUGUGACGUCUAUUCCGCCGCGUGUGCCCAUUGGCCAGCUGGCACCGACUUGUGCCAGGAGUUGCACAGAGCGGGGAGAACUGGGUUGAAUUGCGAAAGGAGGAUUGAGCUUCCGUUAGUCCCUUCAAGGGGUUAAAGGACGCGGUCGUGACGGAUGAGGGGCGGGGAUCCGAGAAGCCGGACCUGCAGUCGUGCGGCAACUCCGGGGUCUCCGUGGCAUCCCAGAGCCCUCCAGACCAGCGGCCUGGAGAUGGGGGUGUAGCCUCCAGUGGAGGAGACCUCAGCCUGGGAGACUUGCUGCGGGCCGGCAAGGCAGGGAAGAUUUUGGCCUAUGCUCCCGCCUCGGGCGGGUCACCUCCCGUCCCUGCUCUGUCAGAGCGCUCCAAACAAGCAGAUGGUCGCGACAUGUUUCAUGAGUUAAAACUCACUGAUGGAACAGUUAAAGCUACUGUUCGGGCUGCUGGCGCCCCAGGUCCCCGUCUAGCCAUCGUCCUCUCUGCCCCCAGGAUUCCACAUGGAACCCUCGCCCAAGAGUCUUGAGAAGGCUCUUUCUGCACGUCAUGGGCACCGAAUUUUCAGACCAAAAUCCCGGACAGGGUUCGAAACUAGUGCUCGGGAAGGGGGGACAAGAGACCAGCAAGCAGAAGAAAGACUAGGAGAGAGCUAGGAUAGCGCCCUGGAAGUAGGACACCAGGAAGAGCUGGGGGACGGCGGGGGCCAAGGCUGGGACCCGGGGAUAGCUGCCGCUACGGGGCGAGGGGCACGGAUCGGCGGCGGAGCCUUAGCUCUUUGUCCCGAGACGUCCGAGAUCCAGGAGGAUGGAGAACCUGGCCUGGGAGUCAGGGAACCUGUCUUCGUGGGGCUCCGAGGGGGAAGGCAAAUCGCCCAGAGUGGUCGAGGACCCCCUGAGCAGCCCGGCCCGGGACUGAGGGGGGAAUAUGGGGCCCAGGCAUUAGGCAGCCGCGGGCAAGAGACAGGACAGGGACCAGGGUCUCCAUUAUGCUGGCUCCCAGAGGUCUCCUCUUGCGGGAGGACAGGACCCUUGCGAAGAGAUAGUCUGUCGCCAGAGGCUCUGUCCCCAGGGGUCCCGGGCCCCGAGAAGAGCUCGCCCUUCCCUUCGGACCUUCUGGUUCCGCCCCGUGGUUCCAAGUCGGUGUCCUCCCAGAGGAAUGCUGGGAGAAGCGUUCCCCCAAAAGUGGGAACUAUGCGCUGCUGUGGGGAAUUGUGGGGAUCAGGACGCAGGGGUCAGGGCGAGAGAACGACGACAUCCCGAGAGGAGAGGAUAGUCCCCCUGCCGGACUGUCCUCCCGGGGCUGCAGGAUCUGGCCCCGAGCUGGUUUCAGCACCGCUCACGGCGAGGACAGUUCCCGAGUCUGGUUCAGCACCGCGCGAGUCCCGGACAGCUCCCGAGCCAACACCCGAGCGCAUGCGCUCCCGCGGUCUCUUCCGCCACCGCUUCCUCCCGCAGCGCCCGGCGCCGCGCCCCCCAGGGGUCCCAGCCCGGCCAGGAGCCUGGAAAACACUCCCAGCCAGCCGGGUCCGCCCCCGCCGCGCCGCGAACCGCCACCCGCAGUUUCCGCAGUACAACUACCAGGCGCUAGUGCCCGAGAACGAGGCGGCGGGCACCUCGGUGCUACGCGUAGUGGCGCAGGACCCGGACGCGGGCGAGGCUGGGCGCCUAGCCUACUCGUUGGCUGCUCUCAUGAACAGCCGCUCGCUGGAGCUGUUCAGCAUCGACCCGCAGAGCGGCCUCAUCCGCACGGAGGCCGCUCUGGACCGCGAGAGCAUGGAACGCCACUACCUGCGCGUGACGGCGCAGGACCACGGCUCGCCGCGCCUCUCGGCCACCACCAUGGUGGCCGUUACAGUAGCCGACCGGAACGACCACGCGCCGGUGUUUGAGCAGGCGCAAUACCGGGAGACACUUCGCGAGAACGUGGAAGAGGGCUAUCCCAUCCUGCAGUUGCGUGCCACAGACGGCGACGCGCCCCCCAAUGCCAACCUGCGUUACCGCUUCGUGGGGCCGCCAGCUGCGCGCGCUGCAGCUGCCGCCGCAUUCGAGAUUGAUCCGCGUUCGGGCCUCAUCAGCACCAGCGGUCGCGUGGACCGCGAGCACAUGGAAAGCUACGAGCUGGUGGUGGAGGCCAGCGAUCAGGGCCAAGAGCCUGGGCCGCGCUCUGCCACCGUGCGUGUGCACAUAACCGUGCUGGACGAAAAUGACAACGCGCCCCAGUUCAGCGAGAAGCGCUAUGUGGCGCAGGUGCGCGAGGAUGUGCGCCCCCAUACGGUGGUGCUACGAGUCAGAGCCACCGACCGGGACAAGGACGCCAAUGGACUGGUGCACUACAAUAUCAUCAGCGGCAACAGCCGUGGCCACUUCACCAUCGACAGCCUCACAGGCGAGAUCCAGGUGGUGGCACCUUUGGACUUUGAGGCAGAGCGAGAGUACGCCUUGCGUAUCCGGGCGCAGGAUGCAGGCCGGCCACCGCUGUCCAACAACACGGGUCUGGCUAGCAUCCAGGUGGUGGACAUCAAUGACCAUACUCCUAUCUUUGUCAGCACACCCUUCCAGGUUUCUGUCCUGGAAAAUGCGCCCCUGGGCCACUCGGUCAUCCACAUUCAGGCAGUGGAUGCAGACCUUGGGGAGAAUGCCAGAUUGGAGUACUCCCUAACUGGUGUGGCACCUGAUACACCCUUUGUGAUAAACAGUGCCACUGGUUGGGUCUCUGUGAGUGGUCCCCUGGACCGUGAGUCUGUGGAGCAUUACUUCUUUGGUGUGGAGGCCAGAGACCAUGGCUCACCCCCACUCUCAGCCUCAGCCAGUGUCACAGUGACUGUGCUGGAUGUUAAUGACAAUCGGCCUGAGUUUAUGAUGAAGGAGUACCAUCUACGGCUGAAUGAGGAUGCAGCUGUGGGCACCAGUGUGGUCAGCGUGACUGCUGUAGACCGUGAUGCCAACAGUGCCAUCAGCUACCAGAUCACAGGUGGCAACACUCGGAAUCGCUUUGCCAUAAGCACCCAGGGGGGUGUAGGUCUGGUGACACUGGCUCUGCCACUGGACUACAAGCAGGAACGCUACUUCAAGCUGGUGCUGACUGCAUCUGACCGUGCCCUUCAUGAUCACUGCUAUGUGCAUAUUAACAUAACAGAUGCCAACACUCACCGGCCUGUCUUUCAAAGUGCCCACUACUCAGUGAGUGUGAAUGAGGAUUGGCCAGUGGGUAGCACCGUGGUGGUCAUCAGUGCCUCUGAUGAUGAUGUGGGUGAGAAUGCUCGUAUCACCUAUCUCCUGGAGGACAACUUGCCCCAGUUCCGCAUUGAUGCAGACUCAGGGGCCAUUACACUACAGGCCCCACUGGACUAUGAGGACCAGGUGACCUACACACUGGCUAUUACAGCUCGGGACAAUGGCAUCCCACAGAAGGCAGACACCACUUAUGUGGAAGUGAUGGUCAAUGAUGUGAAUGAUAAUGCUCCGCAGUUUGUGGCCUCCCACUACACGGGGUUGGUCUCUGAGGAUGCCCCACCUUUCACCAGUGUCCUGCAGAUCUCAGCCACUGACCGGGAUGCUCAUGCCAAUGGCCGGGUCCAGUACACUUUCCAGAAUGGGGAAGAUGGGGAUGGAGACUUUACCAUUGAGCCCACCUCUGGCAUUGUCCGCACAGUGAGGCGGCUGGAUCGGGAGGCAGUGCCAGUGUAUGAACUGACUGCCUAUGCAGUGGACCGAGGUGUGCCCCCGCUGCGGACUCCAGUCAGCAUCCAGGUGACGGUGCAGGAUGUGAAUGACAAUGCACCUGUCUUCCCUGCUGAGGAGUUUGAAGUGCGAGUGAAGGAGAACAGCAUUGUGGGCUCAGUGGUGGCCCAGAUCACUGCGGUGGACCCCGACGAAGGCCCCAAUGCCCAUAUAAUGUACCAGAUCGUGGAGGGGAACAUCCCUGAGCUGUUCCAAAUGGACAUCUUCUCUGGAGAGUUGACGGCACUCAUUGACCUGGACUACGAGGCUCACCAGGAAUAUGUGAUUGUGGUGCAGGCCACAUCUGCCCCUCUGGUCAGUCGGGCCACUGUGCACGUCUGCCUAGUUGACCAGAAUGACAACAGCCCUGUGCUCAACAACUUCCAGAUCCUCUUCAACAACUAUGUAUCCAACCGCUCAGACACCUUCCCUUCAGGCAUCAUUGGACGCAUCCCAGCUUAUGACCCAGAUGUCUCUGACCAUCUCUUCUACUCCUUUGAGCGGGGCAAUGAGCUACAGCUGCUGGUGGUCAAUCAGACCAGUGGUGAGCUUCGACUCAGCCGCAAGCUAGACAACAACCGCCCACUGGUGGCCUCCAUGUUGGUGACUGUCACAGAUGGGCUGCACAGCGUCACUGCUCAGUGUGUGCUGCGCGUGGUCAUCAUCACCGAGGAGUUGCUGGCCAACAGCCUGACCGUGCGUCUCGAGAACAUGUGGCAGGAACGCUUCCUGUCGCCGCUUUUGGGCCACUUCCUGGAAGGCGUGGCCGCAGUACUUGCCACACCUGCCGAGGACGUCUUCAUCUUCAACAUCCAGAACGACACGGACGUGGGGGGCACCGUGCUCAAUGUGAGCUUCUCGGCUCUGGCGCCGCGCGGGGCAGGGACUGGCGCUGCGGGUCCCUGGUUCAGCUCCGAGGAGCUGCAGGAGCAGCUGUACGUGCGCCGCGCAGCGCUUGCUGCCCGCUCACUUUUGGAUGUGCUGCCCUUCGACGACAACGUGUGCCUGCGCGAACCCUGCGAAAACUACAUGAAGUGCGUGUCGGUGCUGCGCUUUGACUCGUCUGCGCCCUUCCUGGCCUCGGCCUCCACGCUCUUCAGACCCAUUCAGCCCAUUGCAGGCCUGCGCUGCCGCUGCCCGCCCGGCUUCACGGGAGACUUCUGCGAGACCGAGCUCGACCUCUGCUACUCCAACCCUUGCCGCAAUGGCGGCGCCUGCGCGCGGCGCGAGGGUGGCUACACCUGCGUCUGCCGCCCGCGCUUCACCGGAGAAGACUGUGAGCUGGACACCGAGGCCGGACACUGCGUGCCCGGCGUCUGCCGCAACGGGGGCAUCUGUGCGGAUGGGCCCGACGGCGGCUUCCGCUGCCAGUGCCCAACGGGCGGCGCCUUCGAGGGCCGGCUCUGCGAGGUGGCGGCGCGCUCCUUCCCGCCCAGGUCGUUCGUCAUGUUCCGAGGCCUGCGGCAGCGCUUCCACCUCACGCUGUCCAUCUCGUUCGCAACGGUGCAGCCAAGUGGGCUACUUUUCUACAAUGGGCGCCUGAACGAGAAGCAUGACUUCUUGGCCCUGGAGCUCGUGGCGGGGCAAGUGCGGCUCACAUAUUCCACAGGUGAAUCCAACACCGUGGUCAGCCCCACAGUUCCAGGGGGCCUGAGUGAUGGGCAGUGGCACACUGUGCAUCUGAGAUACUACAACAAGCCCCGGACAGAUGCCCUGGGGGGUGCUCAGGGCCCCUCCAAGGACAAGGUGGCUGUGCUGAGCGUGGAUGACUGCAACGUGGCCAUGGCUCUGCAGUUUGGUGCUGAGAUUGGCAACUACUCGUGUGCGGCUGCUGGCAUGCAAACAAGCUCCAAGAAGUCCCUGGACCUGACAGGCCCUCUGCUCCUGGGGGGUGUCCCCAACCUCCCCGAGAACUUCCCCGUGUCCCACAAGGACUUCGUUGGCUGCAUGCGGGACCUGCACAUUGAUGGCCGCCGAGUGGACAUGGCGGCUUUCGUCGCCAACAAUGGCACCACGGCAGGCUGCCAGGCCAAGCUGCACUUUUGCGACUCAGGCCCCUGUAAGAACAGUGGCUUCUGCUCAGAGCGCUGGGGUGGCUUCAGCUGUGACUGCCCCGUGGGCUUCGGUGGCAAAGACUGUCGGCUCACCAUGGCCCAUCCCCACCAUUUCCGUGGCAACGGCACACUGAGCUGGGACUUUGGAAAUGACAUGGCUGUGUCUGUGCCGUGGUACCUCGGGCUGGCAUUUCGGACACAGGCGACACGGGGCAUCCUGAUGCAAGUGCAGGCUGGGCCACACAGCACGCUCCUCUGUCAGCUGGAGCAGGGGUUGCUAUCUGUGAUGGUGACCAGGGGCUCGGGCCGUGCUGCCCACCUACUCCUGGACCAGGUGACUGUCAAUGACGGCCAGUGGCACGAUCUGCGGCUGGAGUUGCAAGAGGAGCCAAGUGGCCGGCGGGGCCACCAUGUCCUCAUGGUCUCACUGGACUUUAAUCUCUUCCAGGACACUAUGGCGGUGGGGAGUGAGCUGCAAGGCCUGAAGGUAAAGCGACUCCAUGUGGGAGGCCUGCCCCUCAGCAGUGAAGAGGAGAGUCCUCAGGGUCUGGUUGGCUGUAUCCAGGGGGUAUGGCUCGGCUCCACGCCUUUGGGGUCCCCGGCCCUGCUUCCCCCCAGCCACCGAGUGAAUGUGGAACCUGGCUGUGUCGUGACCAAUGCCUGUGCAUCUGGGCCCUGCCCACCCCAUGCUGACUGCCAAGAUCUCUGGCAGACCUUCUCCUGCACCUGCUGGCCAGGUUACUAUGGCCCAGGCUGUGUGGACGCCUGCCUCUUGAACCCCUGUCAGAACCAGGGGUCAUGCCGGCACCUCCCAGGAGCCCCCCAUGGCUAUACCUGCGACUGUGCAGUUGGCUAUUUCGGGCACCACUGUGAGCAUAGGAUGGACCAGCAGUGCCCGCGGGGCUGGUGGGGGAGCCCAACCUGUGGCCCCUGUAACUGCGACGUUCACAAGGGCUUUGACCCCAACUGCAACAAGACAAAUGGGCAGUGUCACUGCAAGGAGUUCCACUACCGACCUCGGGGCAGCGACUCAUGCCUCCCAUGUGACUGCUACCCUGUGGGCUCCACCUCACGUUCCUGUGCACCCCACAGCGGGCAGUGCCCCUGUCGCCCAGGAGCCCUUGGCCGCCAGUGCAACAGCUGUGAUAGUCCUUUUGCAGAGGUGACAGCCAGCGGCUGCCGGGUGCUCUAUGAUGCCUGCCCCAAGUCCCUAAGAUCUGGUGUGUGGUGGCCCCAGACCAAGUUUGGUGUCUUGGCCUCAGUGCCCUGUCCUCGGGGGGCCCUGGGUGCUGCUGUGCGGCUAUGUGACGAGGACCAGGGUUGGCUGGAGCCUGACCUUUUCAACUGUACCUCCCCUGCCUUUCGAGACCUCAGUCUGCUGCUGGAUGGCCUAGAGCUGAACAAGACAGCACUAGAUACAGUGGAGGCCAAGAAGCUGGCUCAGAGGCUGCGGGAGGUGACCGUCCACACUGACCACUACUUUAGCCAAGAUAUCCGAGUCACUGCCCGCUUGCUGGCCCAUCUGUUGGCCUUUGAGAGCCACCAGCAGGGCUUUGGGCUGACAGCCACACAGGACGCCCACUUCAAUGAGAAUCUGCUGUGGGCCGGCUCUGCACUGCUUGCUCCAGAGACUGGGGACUUGUGGGCAUCACUGGGGCAGCGGGCCCCCGGGGGAUCCCCAGGCAGUGCAGGGCUGGUGCAGCAUCUGGAGGAAUAUGUGGCCACGCUCGCAAGGAAUAUGGAACUCACAUACCUGAAUCCCGUGGGGCUAGUGACACCCAACAUCAUGCUCAGCAUCGACCGUAUGGAGCACCCCAGCCCGACCCGGGGAACCCGUCGCUACCCUCGUUACCACAGCAACCUUUUCCGGGGCCAGGAUGCCUGGGAUCCUCAAACCCACGUGCUGCUGCCUUCCCAGGCCCCACGGCUGUCCCCACCUGAAGUUCUGUCCACAAGCAGCAGCAGCAUGGAAAACUCCACCACCUCAAGUGUGGCCCCCCGACUGGCGCCCCCAGAGACUGAGCCUGAGCCUGGGAUCUCCAUUGUCAUCCUCCUUGUUUACCGCACCUUGGGGGAGCUGCUCCCUGCCCAGUUCCAGGCCAAGCGCCGUGGCGCCAGGCUUCCCCAGAACCCAGUUAUGAACUCUCCGGUGGUCAGCGUGGCUGUGUUCCAUGGACGCAGCUUCCUAAGGGGCAUCCUGGAAUCCCCGAUCAGCCUUGAGUUCCGCCUGCUACAGACGGCAAAUCGGAGCAAGGCGAUCUGCAUGCAGUGGGACCCGCCUGGCCCGGUGGACCAGCACGGCAUGUGGAUAGCACGGGACUGCGAGCUGGUGCACAGGAAUGGCUCCCACGCACGGUGUCGCUGCAGCCGGACAGGCACCUUUGGGGUCCUCAUGGAUGCCUCCCCCCGUGAGCGGCUGGAGGGCGACCUGGAGCUGCUGGCUGUGUUCACCCACGUGGUCGUGGCAGUAUCUGUGGCCGCGCUGCUGCUGACUGCGGCUGUCCUGCUGAGCCUCCGCAGCCUCAAGUCCAACAUGCAUGGGAUCCAUGCCAAUGUGGCGGCUGCCCUGGGGGUGGCAGAACUCCUCUUCCUGCUGGGAAUCCAUAGGACCCAAAACCAGGUGCAGGGUCGGGGCCAGGGGACUUGUGUCCUGAUGACCUUACCUGGCCCAGGAAGGCCUGGGGCCAAAGUUCAGGGAUGCUCAGGUUGGGGCCAGGGUUUGGGGCAGGAUACUGGGCUGAUGUGCACUGCAGUCGCCAUCCUCCUGCACUACUUCUUCCUCAGCACCUUCACGUGGCUCCUUGUGCAGGGGCUGCACCUCUACCGCAUGCAGGUUGAGCCCCGCAAUGUGGACCGUGGCGCCAUGCGCUUCUAUCAUGCCCUGGGCUGGGGCGUCCCUGCUGUGCUGCUGGGGCUUGCUGUUGGCCUGGAUCCCGAUGGCUAUGGGAACCCUGACUUCUGCUGGAUCUCGGUCCAUGAACCUCUCAUCUGGAGCUUCGCAGGCCCUGUCGUCCUUGUCAUUGUGAUGAACGGGACCAUGUGUCUCCUCGCUGCCCGCACAUCCUGCUCCACCGGGCAGAGGGAGGCCAAGAAGACGUCUGUGCUGACCCUUCGCAGCUCCUUUCUGCUCCUUCUACUGAUCAGUGCCUCCUGGCUCUUUGGCCUUCUGGCAAUCAACCACAGCAUCCUGGCCUUCCACUACCUCCACGCCGGCCUGUGUGGGCUCCAGGGCCUGGCGGUGUUGCUGCUCUUCUGUGUCCUGAAUGCAGAUGCUCGGGCUGCCUGGACACCAGCCUGUCUGGGCAGGAAGGCAGCGCCUGAGGAGGCAAGGCCAGCGCCUGGGACGGGGCCUGGGGCUUACAACAACACGGCCCUCUUUGAGGAGAGUGGCCUCAUCCGCAUCACUCUUGGUGCCUCCACCGUCUCCUCCGUGAGCAGUGCCCGCUCCGGCCGGACCCAGGACCAAGACAGCCAACGGGGCUGCAGCUACCUCAGGGACAAUGUCCUGGUUCGACAUGGCUCGGCUGCCGACCACACUGACAACAGCCUCCAGGCUCACGCUGGCCCCACUGACCUGGACGUGGCCAUGUUCCAUCGAGAUGCUGGUGGAGGCGCAGACUCCGACUCUGACAGCGACCUGUCCUUGGAGGAGGAGAGAAGCCUGUCCAUCCCAUCCUCAGAAAGUGAGGACAACGGCCAGACACAAGGGCGUUUCCAGCGUCCACUCCGCCGGGCAGCCCAGAGUGAGAGGCUCCUCACCCAUCCCAAAGAUGUGGAUGGCAACGACCUCUUGUCCUACUGGCCAGCUCUGGGGGAAUGCGAGGCUGCUCCCUGUGCUCUGCAGACCUGGGGCUCCGAAAGGCGCCUGGGGCUGGACGCCAGCAAGGAUGCAGCCAAUAACAAUCAGCCUGACCUGGCCCUGACCAGUGGAGAUGAAACCUCCCUGGGCCGGGCCCAGCGCCAGAGGAAAGGCAUCCUGAAAAACCGAUUGCAGUACCCACUGGUGCCACAGACCCGAGGUCCCCCUGAAUUGUCCUGGUGCCGUGCAGCCACCUUGGGCCACUGUGCUGUGCCGGCUGCCUCCUAUGGCCGCAUCUAUGUUGGAGGGGGCACAGGCAGCCUUUCACAGCCAGCCAGCUGCUACUCCUCUCGAGAACAGCUGGACCUGCUCCUCCGGCGGCAACUGAGCCGUGAGCGACUGGAGGAGGCCCCUGCCCCAAUUCUGCGUCCCCUGAGUCGGCCAGGUUCCCAAGAACGCCUGGAUGCUGUGCCAGGCCGCCUGGAGCCCAGGGAUCGGGGCAGCACCCUACCACGGAGACAGCCACCUAGGGACUACCCGGGUGCCAGGGCUGGCCGCUUCGGAUCUCGAGAUGCGCUGGACUUAGGGGCACCUUGCGAGUGGUUGAGCACGCUGGCCCCGCCCCAUGGUGCCCGGGACCUUGACCCACAGCCCCCACCUCUGCCCCUGUCUUCCCAGCGGCAACUCUCAAGGGACCCCCUCUUGCCAUCCCGGCCCCUGGACUCUCUAUCUAGGAGAUCGAACUCAGGGGAGCGGCUAAACCACGUGCCUAGCCGGCACCCCUCACGAGAAGGUCUUGGGCCACCCCCGCAGCUGCUCAGAGUUAGGGAGGACCCAGCCAGUAGCCCUAGCCAUGGCCCCUCCACAGAGCAGCUGGACAUUCUCUCCUCUAUCCUCGCCUCCUUCAACUCCUCGGCUCUCUCCUCUUCUGUGCAGUCCUCAAGCACACCCUCGGGCCCUCAUACCACUGCCACGCCUUCUGCCACUGCCUCAGUGCUUGGGCCCUCCACACCACGCUCUGCCACAUCCCACAGCAUCUCAGAGCUGUCACCGGACUCAGAACAGAGGGACACACAAGCACUGCUGUCCACAGCGCAGGCAAUGGAGCUGAGGAGGCGAGUCUACCAUGUGGAGCGGCCACUGCUGAACCAGGAACAGCUGGAGGAGCUGGGGCGCUGGGGCUCAGCGACUGGGACCCUCCAGUGGCGAACCUGGUUGCAGUGCUCCCACGCUCGAGCCCGAGCCCUUCUGCUACAAUACCUCCCUGUUUUGGCCUGGCUACCCCGGUAUCCUGUGCGUGACUGGCUCCUGGGUGACCUCUUGUCUGGCCUGAGUGUGGCCAUUAUGCAGCUACCACAGGGCCUGGCCUACGCCCUCCUGGCUGGACUGCCCCCCGUGUUUGGCCUCUACAGUUCCUUCUACCCUGUCUUUAUCUACUUCCUGUUUGGUACUUCCCGGCAUAUCUCCGUGGGCACCUUUGCGAUCAUGUCUGUAAUGGUGGGCAGUGUGACAGAAUCCCUGGCCCCGGAUGAGGACUUCCUGCAGGACUUGAACUCCACGGUCAAUGAGACGGCCAGAGAUGCUGCCCGGGUGCAGCUGGCCUCCGCACUCAGUGUUCUGGUCGGCCUCUUCCAGGUGGGGCUGGGCCUGGUCCACUUCGGCUUCGUGGUCACCUACCUGUCAGAGCCUCUGGUCCGUGGCUAUACCACAGCUGCGUCUGUGCAGGUUUUCAUCUCGCAGCUCAAGUAUGUGUUUGGUCUACAACUGAGCAGCCGCUCUGGGCCACUGUCCGUCAUCUAUACAGUGCUGGAGGUCUGCUGGAAGCUGCCCCAGAGUGUGGUCGGCACCGUGGUCACCGCAGUUGUGGCAGGGGUGGUGCUUGUUUUGGUGAAGCUGUUGAAUGACAAGCUGCAGCGAUAUCUGCCCCUACCGAUCCCCGGGGAACUGCUCACGCUCAUCGGGGCCACAGGCAUCUCCUACGGUGUGGGCCUGAAGCGCAGAUUUGGGGUGGAUGUCGUGGGUGACAUCCCUGCAGGGCUGAUACCCCCAGUGGCCCCCAACCCCCAGCUGUUCGCAAAGCUUGUGGGAAAUGCCUUCGCCAUCGCUGUGGUUGGGUUCGCAAUUGCCAUCUCGCUGGGGAAGAUCUUCGCCCUGAGGCAUGGCUACCGGGUGGACAGCAACCAGGAGCUGGUGGCCCUUGGCCUCAGUAACCUCAUCGGGGGCCUCUUCCAGUGCUUCCCUGUGAGUUGCUCUAUGUCUCGGAGCCUGGUACAGGAGAGCACCGGGGGCAACACACAGGUAGCCGGAGCUGUCUCCUCCCUCUUCAUCCUCAUUAUCAUCGUCAAACUUGGGGAACUCUUCCAAGACCUGCCCAAGGCAGUCCUGGCAGCCGCCAUUAUCGUGAACUUGAAGGGCAUGUUGAGGCAGUUCACCGACAUAUGCUCACUCUGGAAGGCAAAUCGAGUGGAUCUGCUCAUCUGGCUGGUGACCUUCGUGGCCACCAUCCUGCUGAACAUGGACCUUGGCCUGGCAGUUGCGGUGGCCUUCUCCCUGCUGCUCGUGGUGGUCCGCACGCAGCUGCCCCACUACUCUGUCCUGGGGCAGAUGCCUGACACGGACAUUUACAGAGAUGUGGCAGAGUACUCAGAGGCCAGGGAGGUCCCGGGUGUGAAGGUCUUCCGCUCCUCAGCCACCGUGUACUUUGCCAACGCUGAGCUCUACAGUGACGCGCUGAAGCAGAGGUGUGGUGUAGAUGUCGACCACCUCAUCUCCCGGAAGAAGAAGCUGCUCAAGAAGCAGGAGCUAAAGCUGAAGCGAUUGCUGAAGGAGAGGAUCCAGACACAGGCUGCCACCUCCAAGGGCUCUUCCGGUUCCACCAAUGCCAACACCAGCAUUAGAGACAUCGAGAGCAACAACUUGGAGGGCUCCAAGGCCAAGCAGGUGAGCGCAGGGAAUGGACUAGAGGAUACAGUGGCCAGCGGUCAAGAAGAUGCUAAGGCCCCAGCCAGGUCCACACUGAAGGCCCUGGGCCUGCCUCAGCCGGAUUUCCACAGCCUUGUCCUGGACCUGGGCGCCCUCUCCUUCGUGGACACUGUGUGCAUCAAGAGCCUGAAGAAUAUUUUCCGUGACUUCCAGGAGAUCGAGGUGGAGGUGUACAUGGCCGCCUGCCACACUCCUGUAGUCGCUCAGCUUGAGGCUGGGCACUUCUUCGAUGCAUCUAUCACUAAGCAGCAUCUGUUUGCCUCUGUCCACGACGCUGUCAUCUUUGCCCUUCAACACCCAAGGUCUGGCCCCGUCAGCCCUGUUUUGCCCUUGGCACCUGUGUCCUCAGCUAUAAAAUAGUUGGAAUCAGAGCCGCUUCUCAGGAAUGAUCUGUUCUCAGGGACACUCAAUCUGGUGCAGGGACUGGGUGCCACUGGGAAGACCCUGGAGGGAGUAACAUGA